Molecule: messenger RNA, 2007 nt
Organism: Heterotrigona itama
Lineage: Eukaryota; Metazoa; Arthropoda; Insecta; Hymenoptera; Apidae
Source: the annotation of a GenBank genome assembly
AUAGAGGGCGUUAAUAGUAAUUUCUGUCUUUGUAGGAUAUUUUAUUUUAUAAUGUAAUAUCUACUGUUUUUUUUGUAAAUUUGUUGUAAUUAUGAAAUUAUAAUAAUUUCAUAGUAAUGUCAAUUUAUUUAUAUCUUAAUGAAAUGUAAUCAAACACGAGUAGCUGAAGCAUGUUUCUUAUGUUCAAAUUAAGGUUAUGUAGCUUAACUUCUUCAUUAUAUUUAUAUAGAUAACAGAAGAAAAUAGAGUGUUAUACUUGUGUUUGAAAAGUGUUAAGUUCCUUGUUAUUAUUCUAUCAUGAACGUACGAAUGUUUAAAAAAAUUCAAUUGCAUCUUAAAUGUUAUGGCAACAGUUUUAUGAAACAUUCUUGUUCCAUUCAUUAUGUUUCUAAUGCUCCUUGUUUGAAUGUAUAUAAAAAUUAUUUUUCUAACAAUAAAAUAUUAGUGGGAUAUUUUUCAAAUAAGCGAAACUUAUCGAAUACAUCAAAUACUAUUUUACACCAACAAUUACAUCCAAAAAUAUUUAAAACACCAUUACUAUGUAACAAGAGUGUAGCACUUGCAAAAAUUUCUAAUAAUUAUCCUAUUUCUGCAAGUCAUAUUAGACAAUAUUCAAAUUCAGGAGUUACAAUUGUAAAUGAUACGUUAAGAUACAAUAAUGGCAUUUUUCAAUUGAUAUCCGAAAGUAUAACUGUGGAAUGGAUAACCGAAGCUUUUAGAUUUAUGCAUUAUCAAACAGGUUUACCAUGGUGGGCUGGCAUUGUGCUUACAACAGUUCUUUCAAGAACAUUUAUAAAUUUACCAUUAAGCAUACUUGAUCUUCACAACAAGGCCAAACAGCAAAACUUAAAAGGUGAAAUGAUGGAUAUGGCUGAAAAAAUAAAGAAAAAAGUGGAAAGAGAAGCAGUAUCAUCUCAAUUAAGUCCAGCACGUACAAUUUCUCUUUAUACACGUGAGUUUUCUAAAGAACAAAAAAAAUUAUAUAUGAGAGAGAAUUGUCAUCCAUUUAAGACUGUUGCAAUAGUAUUAUUGCAAGCACCAAUAUGGAUAAGUUUCUCAGUUGCAAUAAGGAACAUGUGUUACAUGUUGCCUCAAAUAGAUCCUGCUACCGUUAAGGACUUCCAAGAAUUGACUACUGGUGGUUUUGGAUGGAUACAAAAUCUCACAGAUAUAGAUCCUUUCUUUGUAUUUCCCAUACUUUUUGGAUCGAGUAACUUAGUUCUAAUGGAAGUAAAUCAUAUGUUAUUUCAUAUAACGGAUUCAAAAUUUCAUAGAAUAUAUAAAAAUUUCUGUAGAAUACUUAUUCUUUGUUUCGUACCUUUGAUAUCAUAUUUACCAUCGUGUUUAUCCUUAUUCUGGGUUACCAAUAAUUUGUGUGCAAUGUCACAAAGUCUACUACUUCUAUCUCCAAAAGUUCGUAGAUUAUUCAGAAUACCUAAAACUGACGUUGAACAUCGGCAUCCGUAUGAAAAAUUGCAAGAACGAUUGCUUGACAUAUUGCAUUUAAAGAAAUCUACAAAAGGAGAAGUUUAUCCUUAUCCAGGCGAUUGCACAAGAUAUCAGCAAUGUGACGGUAGCGGUUGUUUCGUUUUGCAAUGUGGCGCAGGGACGGAAUUUAAUCCAAAUAUUGGUACCUGCGAUUAUCCCCUUCAAAAUCGUCAAGAUUGUACGAAUCGCCAGGAAGGGGAAGAAUUCGACGUGCUACCGUAUCCAGGUGAUUGCACGAAAUAUUUGGUAUGUCAGAAAGGCGUGUGCAACCUCGGAAGCUGCACAUCCACCUACGUGUUCGAUCCUGCGACCGGCACCUGUUCACAUCGAGCACGUGGAUUCGUCGUUUGUGGUCUUCGUUCGCCAAAGAACCUUCUCAGCCAAGGCAGUCCCUGGGCCUUGAAUCUUCGAAAUCUCGAGAAGAGGUUUCGAAGAUUCAAGGAUUCAGUUUUGAAGGGCCUUCGAUACGACGUAACUCAGACAGAGAUUCAAAGGCAUAAAUGUUUUCGAAAUCGCUGA